Messenger RNA from Glycine soja, 963 nucleotides. RefSeq lists its product as uncharacterized. NCBI's taxonomy places the organism in Eukaryota, Viridiplantae, Streptophyta, Magnoliopsida, Fabales, Fabaceae. Gene Ontology annotation, molecular function: acyltransferase activity, transferring groups other than amino-acyl groups. Bases 108 to 620 code for a protein of 170 amino acids. The record is from RefSeq and is a predicted model, not a curated record. The transcript has a single exon.
UAUAUAUUUUGACCAUAUAUCGGCUACAAGUAUGGUUGGUGAAAAUGAAAGAAUUAUUUUGAAGGGCUGCCUUAUUUCACAAAUUGCAUAGUUUUCAUAAAUUAAUUAUGGAUCACUCAAGAAUCUCUCUGAGGCCAUUCAAGGCAUCUGAUGCGGACGAUUUUCUUAAAUGGGGUGGUGAUGAUAGAGUGACACGUUAUCUGAGAUGGAACUCCAUCACAUCUAAAGAAGAAGCUUUAGCCUAUAUAGAGAAGGUUGCUAUUCCUCACCCAUGGCGUCAAUCUAUAUGUGUGGAUGACUGCUCCAUUGGAUACGUUUCCGUGAAGCCAGAAUCGGGUGAUUACCGGUGUAAAGCACAUGUUAGCUAUGCACUGGCUGCGGAAUACUGGGGACAAGGGAUAGUUGCAGAGGCUUUGAGAAGGGCAAUACCAAUUGUCUUUAAAAAAUUUCCGGAAGUGAAGAGACUUGAGGCUUUGGUGGAGGAGGAGAAUAAGGGGUCUCAAAGGGUGCUGCACAAAGUUGGUUUUGUCAUGGGAGGGGUGCUUAGGAAGUAUGCAUUUUGUAAAGGGGACAUCAAGGAUUUCCUUAUCUUCAGCUUCUUGGCCACAGCUCAUGAUUAAUCAUUAUCAUUUUCAUCGUUUGCAAAGUAGCGGUAGCUUAAUAAACUAUGAAGAUAAGAGGGUAGGAUUAUUGCUGAGCCUAUGCUUGGAAGCCCGGCCAUCAUUCAAAAAUCCCCCUUCUCCCGGACUAUUUGGCCUCUUAUAUUUAAACUACUUGUAUUAAUUUGUCUUAAGCAGUUGGGUAGGAGAUAAAUUUUAAAUUUUUUCAUGUCUAAAAAUCAUGAAUCUUGAGAAUCUAUUUCCUGUGCGUGAAUAAAAUCUGUUGUAUUAAGAAUAUUUAGAUAAAUUUUCUGGGUAUUAAAAAAUUACGUGUUUAUUGUUUACCUUAAUGUAUAAUAAGAGU